This is a messenger RNA of Triplophysa dalaica, 1922 nucleotides long. Its product is annotated as tapasin-related protein-like. The record is from RefSeq and is a predicted model, not a curated record. The coding region runs from base 55 to 1359 and encodes 434 amino acids. NCBI's taxonomy places the organism in Eukaryota, Metazoa, Chordata, Actinopteri, Cypriniformes, Nemacheilidae. The transcript is spliced from 8 exons.
GCGAAACGAAAGUGAAAGUAGUUUUCGCUUGCAUGGCUUUUAUAGGAAACUGGGAUGGCCGUCCUAAGGACGACAUUAGACAUGAUUAGGAGUUCGGGGCUUCUUAUCUUUGCGCUUUUAAACUUACGUUUAAAUGGAUCUCAAUCUGUUGCUGAUCUUCAAUGGCUUCCUUGUCAGUUUGUGGAUGAGAAAGUUCAAAUGAAUGAAGAGGGCCACAUAGAGACUCAGUAUAUCCACAGAGAGGCUGUGAUCCAGUUUGGUAAUGAUGGUGAAGGUCCUUUAUACCCCACUAUAACCUUCCUUAUUACAGCUUUUAAAGUUGAAAUGAGGCGUUAUUUUGAGGGAGGGGAGGACUCAUUAAACUGUGAGAUCCGGAGACACAACACUGGAGGGAUUUUUAUGCGUUGGCCUGCUUCGGGAGCACAAGAGCAUGACGUCUGGUUCACCUGUACGUUACGUCAUUCUAAAAGCACCAUCACCACCUUCCUGAGACACACACCUUCUGCUCCUGUCAGGGGACAGGGAGACUCUCUACAGCGGCUAACAGUAAAUGAUAAAGACCUCCUGAAAACAUCAGCUGGGAUGGUUAUCCUGACACGGACCCCCUCUGCGGAAGUGGGCUUCCUGACUGAACCCACUCUGGACUGUCAGUUUGCUGUGGAUCACAAGCAGGCUAAUCUAACAGUGGAAUGGCGACUUCAGCGACACGGGGAACGCAGCAAGCUGUUUAGCUACUCCAGUCGCACAGGGAAAUCUGAGGGUACCGGAGUGUCCAUCAAAGCCAUCGGUGCUGGAAAUGCCUCCUUUAAACUUCCACCCACCAGAAAAACAUCCGAGGGCACAUACAUCUGCUCUGUUCUCAUCCCCCCUCUCUAUGGCACCCAUGAUAUCCCUGUUACCCUCAGCGAACAACCCCGCGUGUCUUUGAAUGUGGGCUCGACGUAUUCUUUGACACUUGGCGAGGACAAGAAGGUUGUGUGUGAUGCAGAGGGAUACUACCCACUGGAUGUAACCAUGGAAUGGUUACGUGAACCAGUCGGUGGUAGCCCUACACCUGUGUUUCUAAAGAAUGUUCUGUACUCCAGUCAUCGGGUUCACCAGGAUGGCACGUACUCUCUCUCAGCUUUUUUUCUUUUGCAGCCUGGCCUGGAGGACUCGGGAUAUAAGUACACUUGCAGGGUAUCCCAUAAGUCCUUGCUCACUCCCAUCCGCAAAAGCUUUAUUCUCUCAGUCACAGAACCUGACUCAACUCUGUGGUAUAUCACAGUCUUUGUAUUUAUAAUUGUGAUGUUAGGGAUUCUGUUUUGGCUGCUGCCUCAGUUUAUUGCUGCUCGAAACGCUGCAAAGAAGAGGUUCUGAGAGCUCAUGCCCUUGGAUUUCAGUACGGCGUCAUGGAAACCGACAACACAUCCUCCUCCUCUCACGCCUGUCUCUUUCUGCUGAUUCCAAGAUCAGGUGGUCUUCAUGGGAAAAGAGGAGUCGGGUGUGAAGCAUAUUUCCAGAUCUUACAGUUUAUGUCGUUUACAAAGGCUGUGAAGCCAUCACUAUUUUUUAGGCUCCCUUGACAGAAGAAUUAAAUGAGGCCUUCUUAUUAAAUCUCUUUUUAUAAUAAACAAUUUAGAAGAUUCAUAAAUCCUUCCUAAUGGACUGCCACCCUAAUUACCAAAACAAUUUAUGAAUCUUAAUUUAUACAAAUAUUUUACAAACAUUUUAUUUGCUUUAAAUGAAAACAAGAUAUAUAAUGUAAAUUGUAAAUUACCAUUCUAAUUUAUGUAAUUCCUUAAAACUUCUAUUCAAAGUUGAUUUCAUUCAAGAAGAACUCUUAUAAAUCUGCCUCUGCUGUUUGAAUUUUUUUUACUUUAACUUUAACUAUUUGCAUUCAUUUGAGAAUUGUGUUGACAAAAUAAAAUAUUUGGGAUUGA